This is a messenger RNA of Eimeria necatrix, 804 nucleotides long. Its product is annotated as AFR552Cp, related, related. Gene Ontology annotation, biological process: protein folding. The record is from RefSeq and is a predicted model, not a curated record. The transcript has 4 exons. NCBI's taxonomy places the organism in Eukaryota, Apicomplexa, Conoidasida, Eucoccidiorida, Eimeriidae. Bases 1 to 804 code for a protein of 267 amino acids. Gene Ontology annotation, cellular component: cytoplasm.
AUGUCGACGACGCACCCCGAAGUCACCGAGACCGAGUGGGACGCGCUGCAGCGCCGCUUCGGCAACCUGCCGCCGCUGCAGCAGCAGCAGCAAACUGAAGAAGCAAAAACACAAACCCUAAUCCAAACCCUCGAGGGUUUAAACCCUCUCGAGUCCAAAACCCUUUCGCAACUAAACCACCUCGAAGACGACCUCGAGGAAAACACCCUCGAGUUCUACCGCCGCAAACGCCUCGACGAGCUCAAGCGCCAGCAACGCAGAAACAGGCAAGUGCUGCAGCAGCAGCAGCAGCAGCAGCAGCAAGUGCAGCAGCAGCAGCAGCAGCAGCAACUGCAGCAGCAGCGGCAACUGCAGCAGUUCGGGCAGCUGCUGGAGCUGCAGCCGGGGGAAUAUGUGCGGGAGGUGACUGAGGCCUCAGCAGAAGACCCCGACGCAGCAGCAGCAGCAGCAGCGCCGCAGCAGCAGCAGCAGCAGCAGCAGCAGCAGCAGCAGCAGCAGCAGCAGGUGGGGGGCACGUGGGUGGUGGUUUUGGUCUACGAGGAGGGCGUGGCUGGCUGCGAGCUGCUGCGUGCUGCUUUUGCUGCUGCUGCAGUGCAGCACAAAGAACUGCAGGGGCUGCAGCACUGGGGGGGGGCUGCUGUUUCUGCUGCUGCAGUCGACCGCGCGCUCCGCCGCUACGGAGUGCUGCGCAGCAAACCCGAAGAAACCUCCAGCGAAGACUCCGAAGAAGAAGCAAAAGAAAGAGUCCGCAGCAAGGGUUAUUCUUCCACAACCCUCGACAGGCUCCUCAGCCGCAAACGCUAA